Molecule: messenger RNA, 990 nt
Organism: Ziziphus jujuba (common jujube)
Lineage: Eukaryota; Viridiplantae; Streptophyta; Magnoliopsida; Rosales; Rhamnaceae
Product: disease resistance protein TAO1-like
Exons: 2
Coding region: 1-990 (329 amino acids)
Source: RefSeq, a predicted model, not a curated record
AUGCACUUGAUUCAAAUCCCAGAUCUCUCACACGCUUCAAACUUGGAGAUUCUAACUCUUAAAUACUGUAGAAGCCUACUUAAACUUCCUUCGUCUUUCCAAUACAAUGACAAGCUUAGUUCUCUAAAUCUGAGAUGCUUUUCAAAACUUGAAAAACUUCCAGAGCUAUCUCGGAAUAUCAAAGACUUAGUUUUGAAGGGAUGUGCAGCAAUAAGAGAACUGCCCUCAUCAAUUGAAUCUCUGGACAAACUUAAGUCCUUGGAUCUUCAGAACUAUAAAGACCUUAUAAGUCUUCCAAGGAGCAUAUGUAAUAUGAAGUCCGUCAAAUUUCUCAGUCUAUCUGGCUGCACAUCCAUUGGCACAUUUCCAAAUCUUCCAAGAUUUCUAAGUGAGUUAGAUUUAAGUGGAACAAACAUAAAAGCAGUGCCUUUAUCCAUUGAUCAGCUCGCUGGAAACGAAAUUCCUGAGUGGUUCACCUACCAAUGUAAUGGACCUUCAAUGAUGAAUAUCCAGCUUCCUCUAAAUUGGAAUGAUGCCAACUUUUUAGGUAUUGCUCUAUGUGCUGUUGUAGGAUUUCAGAACUUUACCAGUGAUGGUGGGGAUCUAACUAUCUUAUUCUACUUCUCAUUUAGGGGAAAAAAUUAUGGAUAUGGAUCAAACAUAUUCUGUUGGUCUGUGAAGGGUUGGAAGAUGGAUGAGGACGCAAGAGGAGUUGUGAAUUCAGAUCAUUUGUUCAUGUGGUAUGACCAUGGCAUGUUUGACAAGAUUCGUAAGCAACCUGAAAGCUACUAUUCCUCAUUUUACUUCUUCACACAUAUUGAUCGUUCAACCAUCAAAAAGUGUGGGUUUAGCCUGCUAUAUGCCCAAGAUGCGGAGAGAUUUGGUAUCAUUGAUCAAGAUGGCAGGGAACUAAUAGUGGAAGGGACUCAGAGACAUCGAAAUGCGUUCAAACAGAAUGGUUUUCUACAACAGAAAAGAAGAAGAAGAUGA